Molecule: messenger RNA, 2747 nt
Organism: Ipomoea triloba (trilobed morning glory)
Lineage: Eukaryota; Viridiplantae; Streptophyta; Magnoliopsida; Solanales; Convolvulaceae
Product: protein NSP-INTERACTING KINASE 3-like
Exons: 11
Coding region: 632-2515 (627 amino acids)
Biological process (GO): protein phosphorylation
Molecular function (GO): ATP binding; protein kinase activity; protein binding
Source: RefSeq, a predicted model, not a curated record
GCCUUUUGUUGUGCUUGUAUUCUUCUUGGUAUUGUGAGCUUUUUAGGAUAUGGUGGUGGGAGAGCUAGGUGAAGUGAAGAAAGAAAGGGAAGAAGCAAUAGAUAAACCUGAAAGCCAACAAAUUACCCUUGUGGAAGAAUUUGUAGGGAUCAGUUAAGAAACAGAAAUCUCAUCCCAAACAUUCCCAGAUCUCAAGACUCCCAGAAUUUCAGGCUUACUUUCUCAAGAAAAAUUCCCUUUUUUUCUUUCUUGCUGGUUUUAACUUUUAAAGCUCCAUCUGGCCCCCAUUUAGCUUAGAAUUUGUGCACUUAUGCAAAAAUAGAAACUUCCAUCAUCUGGUUAUGAUAGCUGGUUUUGAGGUCUUUUUGAAUUCUUGAAAGAGACAGGCAUUUGAGGUUCUUUAGUGGACAAUUGAACCAAAAAGUGGCACUUUUAUGAUAUAUUAAGAGUUGGGUUGUGGCCUGAGAGCCAUAAUGUUAUAAAGUUGCCUGCUUGGAUAAGGAAAAUUUGGGCUCUCUGGAUUUUGUUUGAAAAUGGUGCUAUUGCUUGCUGUGAGCAUUCUUUUAAGAAAAAAGUUAUGUUUUUGUUGAGAGGGUAAAGUUUUUCUCCCAGAAAGAUAUAAAGAGAGAUUAUGGCAAGAAAGAGGUGUAUACUGUAUGAAGUUCUGGGCUUUGUGUUCUGGAUAUUUAUAGAGAGUUCUUUGGCUACUCUUUCCCCUUCUGGUGUAAACUAUGAAGUGGUUGCUUUGAUGGCUAUAAAGACCUCUUUACAUGAUCCUUACAAUGUUCUGGAGAACUGGGAUGUUAAUUCUGUUGACCCCUGCAGUUGGAGAAUGGUCACCUGUUCCCCCGAUGGCUAUGUUUCUGCUUUGGGAUUACCAAGUCAGAGUUUAUCUGGCACGUUGUCACCGGGAAUUGGCAACUUAACUAACUUGCAAUCUGUGCUGCUGCAAAACAAUGCUAUUUCUGGUCCUAUUCCCGUCAGUAUUGGAAAGUUAGGAAAACUUCACACGCUCGAUCUCUCCAACAACAAAUUCAGUGGGUAUAUGCCCAGCUCUCUCGGGGACCUGAUCAAUUUGAACUAUUUGAGAUUAAACAACAAUAGUCUUACAGGACAAGUCCCUGAAUCUCUAUCUAAUGUUGACAGCCUUGCACUUGUGGAUGUUUCUUUUAAUAACCUCAGUGGUAGCCUUCCAAAAUUAUCAGCUAGAGCUUUCAAAGUUGUUGGCAAUCCUUUAAUUUGCGGGCAGAGUUCGGGGGAUAAUUGCUCUCUUGUCUAUCCAGAACCGCUGUCCUUUCCACCAGAUAACGAUAAAGAUCAAUCGCAUGCUGGAGCAAGCCAUCGUGUGGCAAUUGCUUUUGGUGUGAGCUUUGGCACUGCUUUCUUAAUCGUCAUAGUCGUCAUGUUGCUUAUUGGAUGGCGCUAUCAACAUAACAAACAGAUCUUUUUUGACGUCAAUGAGCAACGUGAUGCAGAGUUUUGCCUGGGAAACUUGAGAAGGUAUACGUUCAAGGAAUUGCGGGCUGCAACAGACCAUUUCAACCCGAAGAAUAUUUUAGGGAAGGGAGGAUUCGGUAUAGUCUACAAGGGGUGUUUAAAUGAUGGAACGACUGUGGCUGUGAAAAGGUUGAAGGACUAUAAUGUUGCGGGUGGUGAAAUUCAAUUCCAGACAGAAGUAGAGACGAUUAGUUUGGCUGUCCAUCGCAAUCUUCUCCGCCUUUGGGGAUUCUGUUCAACUGAAAACGAAAGGCUUCUUGUCUAUCCCUUCAUGCCAAACGGCAGUGUGGCAUCAAGAUUAAAAGAUUAUGUGCACGGUAAGCCUAUAUUGGACUGGUUAAGAAGGAAGAGGAUAGCUUUAGGUACAGCGCGGGGUUUGGUGUAUUUGCACGAGCAGUGUGACCCGAAAAUCAUCCACCGUGAUGUCAAAGCAGCCAACAUUCUACUGGAUGAAUACUUUGAGGCAGUUGUUGGAGAUUUCGGGUUGGCAAAGCUCUUGGAUCACCACGAGUCUCACGUGUCUACUGCUGUCCGUGGCACUGUUGGCCACAUCGCCCCAGAAUACUUAUCGACAGGCCAAUCUUCUGAAAAGACUGAUGUGUUUGGGUUCGGAAUCUUGCUUCUCGAGUUAGUUACUGGCCAGAAAGCUGUUGAUUUCGGGAAAGGGACAAACCAGAAAGUAGUAAUGCUCGACUUGGUAAAAAGGCUGCAUCAAGAAGGAAAGUUGAGCUUAAUGGUGGACAAAGACCUGAGAACCAAUUUUGACAGGAUUGAAUUAGAAGAAAUGGUUCAGGUUGCCCUUCUAUGCACUCAGUUUAACCCUUCUCAUCGCCCGAAAAUGUCUGAAGUGUUAAGGAUGUUGGAAGGUGAUGGCUUAGCCGAAAAAUGGGAGGCUUCACAGCGAGCUGAAACUCCAAGGCAUCGUGCUCAUGGAAAUUCGCUGCCACAAAGAUACUACGACUUGAUAGAAGAAUCGUCUCUAGUCGUCGAAGCAAUGGAACUUUCUGGACCGAGAUAACAGCCUGCACUCCAUUCUUGAAGCCACAAAUAUUCUUGUCUUGUUGAUAGGUAUAAGGUAUUGAAAGAGAGCAUUUUGAAAUAUGCAGCAUCUGUAUAUAACAAUAUCAGAAAUUUCAUCUGUACAGGCUACAAAGCAUUACAAUCUCUUAAACAAGUCCGAAGAAUCAUUUGCAGACAUUUUCGAUACAAAAAUGUAAACGCUUUUCAUGUAAUAAAGCAUUUGCUGUCAA